Funneliformis mosseae is the source of this 741-nucleotide messenger RNA. The record is from the annotation of a GenBank genome assembly. Lineage: Eukaryota; Fungi; Glomeromycota; Glomeromycetes; Glomerales; Glomeraceae.
AUGUCUACAAGUAAAAUUCCUUCAGAAUGCCCUAUGCAUGAAAAAACUGCGCAGCGUUUUCAAAGUGAAAUAUCGUAUAAUGAUACUUCGAAAGAGACAAGUUGUGGAGUUUCUCUUUCGCCAGACAAUCUAAUGCCGCAACUUUCCCAAGAACCAGUACCUGGACAACAAAUACCCCUUCCAACUAAUCGUAUCAUUUCUUCAAUUCCAAAAUCUAAAGGUUCCGAAUAUUGGGAAUAUCCUUCCCCUCAACAAUUUUAUAGUGCUUUAGUUAGGAAAGGUUGGGAAACUCCCGAGGAAAGUAUUGAAAUGAUGGUUUCUAUACAUAACUUUCUAAAUGAUAAAGCCUGGAAUGAAAUCCUCAAAUGGGAAAAAAUGAAAAAAUGCAAUUGUGAUGGGCCCAAAUUAUUACGAUUCAGAGGAAGGCCGCAAGAACCAAGUCCAAAAGCUCGAAUGUUACAAUGGGCUUCAAAAUUAUUUCCUUCGAUAGGUACACCGCCUCCUUUUGAUCGCCAUGAUUGGACGAUUGAUAGGUGUGGUAGAGAAGUACGUUAUGUAAUCGAUUAUUAUUCGGCACCUGAUGAAGGGGAAAAUCCUGUAUUUUAUCUUGACGUACGACCAGCCUUGGAUUCCUUUGAUAGUGUCGUUGAUAGAAUUAAAGUUGCUACCAAGGAAACUUUUGCGCAGCUUAGAGAAAGAGCAAAGGCUGCAAGGCAAGGAACUGGAGAUGAUAGAUCAUGA